AAAAAUUGCUAAGGAAUUCACCAAUAUGCGAGAAAAGAUCAGCAUACUCCAAGCACAAAUUCAAACCACGAGGAGAGUCGUUGAAUUGUGCAAGCAACGUCAAAGAGUUGAAGAAGAGAAAGAGGAGAUGAUGAGAAACGCCCGGGGCUACCUGCUGGCUCAAGCAGAACGGAUUGAGAGUAAACCUGGCAGAACUUUGGUAAAACGCCAGCAGUCGAUCUCUGAUAUCAUUGAAACACUUGAAAAAGAAAGGAAAACCAUCGACUUCUGGAACGAUUUGAAUAACUCAGCUCACGACUUGGGAAAAGUCGCCGAUACAUGGAAACCUGGGAAAUUGCGGCGUGUGCGCGCAUUAAACGACCUGAGUACCAGCCGAGAAGAGUUUUUCGAUGUUGAGUUUGCAACAUGUGACCUCCCAGGUGACUUAUCUGAUGAUAAUGCCUUCUGGAACGACUUGAAUAACUCAGCUCAUGACUUGGGAAAAGUCGCCGAUACAUGGAAACCUGGGAAAUUGCGACGUGUGCGCGCAUUAAACGAUCUGAGUACCAGCCGAGAAGAGUUUUUCGAUGAUGAGUUUGCACCAUGUGACCUCCCUGGUUACUUUUCUGAUGAUGAUGCCUUGACAGAAGUACUAAGACAUGAGAAGUUCGAGGGAAGUCUUAGUAUUACGGAACCUUCAUUUUAGAGGAUAUUCUGUGCUCUUUUAUGUACGAAAAAAAUUCAUUGUGUUUUGCACUCUGGUUUUCAGAGUUGUUUAGGUAAGGUAAAA
Messenger RNA from Stylophora pistillata, 769 nucleotides. RefSeq lists its product as uncharacterized. Lineage: Eukaryota; Metazoa; Cnidaria; Anthozoa; Scleractinia; Pocilloporidae. The record is from RefSeq and is a predicted model, not a curated record.